CACCUACCCAUAUAUUAUACUUAUCUCCUUAAAACACACUACAAAUAAUAAAAAGGAAGUAAAUAAAAAAAAAAUUAAUAACAUACAUGCACACUUGAUGUUUUCUUAUUUCCCUCUUGUCUCUCUAUAUAUACACGCAUACAUUCACACACGUUCACACAUAUACAUUCACAUUUCACAUUACUAAUCUCUCAAGAUUUCACAAUUUUCUUGUGAUUUUCUCUCAGUUUCUUCUUUCGUUGCAUAACAUGGAUGCCAUGAGUAGCGUAGACGAGAGCUCCACAACUACAGAUUCGGUUCCGGCGAGAAAGUCAUCGUCUCCGGCGAGUUUACUAUACAGAAUGGGAAGCGGAACAAGUGUGGUUCUUGAUUCAGAGAACGGUGUCGAGGCAGAAUCAAGAAAGCUUCCUUCUUCAAGAUUCAAAGGUGUUGUUCCUCAACCAAAUGGAAGAUGGGGAGCUCAGAUUUACGAGAAACACCAACGCGUAUGGCUUGGAACUUUCAACGAAGAAGACGAAGCAGCUCGUGCUUACGACGUCGCGGCUCACCGUUUCCGUGGCCGUGACGCCGUUACAAAUUUUAAAGAAACGACGUUAGUUAACGGUAACGACGAUGACGAGGUUGAUUUCUUAAACGCACAUUCGAAAUCAGAGAUCGUAGAUAUGUUGAGAAAACACACUUACAAAGAAGAGUUAGAGCAAAGGAAACGUAACCGUAACGGUAACGGAAACAAGACGACGGAGUUUGGUUCCGUUACCGUGGCGGUUAUAACGGGGUUUAAAACGUCGGAGUUACUGUUUGAGAAAACGGUAACGCCAAGUGACGUCGGGAAACUAAACCGUUUAGUUAUACCAAAACACCAAGCGGAGAAACAUUUUCCGUUACCGUUAGGUAAUAAUAACGUCUCCGUUAAAGGUAUACUGUUGAAUUUCGAAGACGUUAACGGAAAAGUGUGGAGGUUCCGUUACUCUUACUGGAAUAGUAGUCAAAGUUAUGUGUUGACUAAAGGUUGGAGUAGAUUUGUUAAAGAGAAGAGACUUUGUGCCGGUGAUUUGAUCAGUUUUAAAAGAUCCAACGGUCAGGAUCAAAAGUUGUUUAUUGGUUGGAAAUCGAAAUUCGGAUCCGGGUCGGAUCAAGAAACAGGUCGGGUUGUGAGAUUGUUUGGGGUUGACAUUUCUUUAAACGACGUCGUUGUACUGAAGGAAGCAACGGAGGUGUUUUCGUCGUUAAGGUGUAAUAAGAAGAAGCAACGAGUUUUGUAAUAACAAUUUUAACAACUCUUUUUUUUUUUUUUUUAAUUUCUUGGUAAAAAAAAAAAACUUUUUUAUUUUUAUUUUAACUUUUUACUUCUUGCUGAGAUUAUUAAUGUUGUAAGUUGUAACAAGUGGGAAAAAAUUAAUUAGGUGUUAAGCAAAUUUGUGUGUUAAUAUGCAAUGUACAAUCAUGAAUCAUUUAUAUGUAGAUGAGCUAGUUAAUUA
This is a messenger RNA of Arabidopsis lyrata subsp. lyrata, 1478 nucleotides long. RefSeq names its product AP2/ERF and B3 domain-containing transcription factor ARF14. Lineage: Eukaryota; Viridiplantae; Streptophyta; Magnoliopsida; Brassicales; Brassicaceae. Gene Ontology annotation, molecular function: DNA-binding transcription factor activity; DNA binding. Gene Ontology annotation, biological process: regulation of DNA-templated transcription. The coding region runs from base 249 to 1262 and encodes 337 amino acids. The record is from RefSeq and is a predicted model, not a curated record. The transcript has a single exon.